GGACCAUCAGGACAGAACUGGACCAUCAGGACAGAACUGGACCAUCAGGACCGACCCAUUUGUGUUCCAGGAUGUGGAUGUUUGUGAUGAUGUUCUGUCUGCUGGAUCAGAACCAGGCUUUACCAUGGGAACGCAGCAGCCUGCGGCUCCUCCUACAGCAGGUGGACCAGACACAGCCGUCUCCUUCUCCUGAUGUCGGUCAACAAACGUCUUCUUCCUCUUCCUCCUCAUCAUCAUCAUCAUCGUCGUCAGUUUCAUCUGAGUCGAGUCAGAGUUCAGAGGGUCCUCAACAGCUGAGAGAGCAGCAGCAGCUGGAGAACAUGGUGGAGCACAUGGACUCCCUGGAGAGCUCGGAGCUCCUCCCCUCACCUGCUAACAGUCUGUGGAUCAACCAGCUGGGCGACAGAGCGGGCGAGCGAGACGCCAGCAAGGACGGAGAACGCCGACACCAGACUCUGCUGUUGAACUUUGACCUUCGACCUGGACCCACCGAGGGCGUGGCCAUUACGGAGAUGGGCGGAGUCGAUGGUGAAGUGGGCGUGGUGACCGGACAUGAUGGCGGGUAUGAAGGAGGGGAGGAGGCGGGGCUUAAUCGCCUGAUGGACGACAGCGCAGAGCGGGACGUCAGGCUGACCAUGGACUCGCCAGGCAACGCCCACCACUACCACAGUUACCACGGAAACGAGGAGGGGCUAGAACUGGGGCUGUGAUGGAGGCCACGCCCCCUGCUUACAGCUGUCAAUCAAUUGUUAAUUGUUGAUGUCACGUCAUGUGACCAUAUGUUCAUAUUUAACCAUGUGUUUUUUCUACAUCACGUGACACUGUUACCAUGACAACUAACAUGACCUGAAUAACCCGUGUUUAAUGAACAAUAAACCGCUUAAUUCAU
Messenger RNA from Larimichthys crocea (large yellow croaker), 889 nucleotides. RefSeq lists its product as uncharacterized. The coding region runs from base 72 to 710 and encodes 212 amino acids. Lineage: Eukaryota; Metazoa; Chordata; Actinopteri; Sciaenidae. The transcript has 7 exons. The record is from RefSeq and is a predicted model, not a curated record.